Molecule: messenger RNA, 1746 nt
Organism: Paramecium octaurelia
Lineage: Eukaryota; Ciliophora; Oligohymenophorea; Peniculida; Parameciidae
Source: the annotation of a GenBank genome assembly
CUCAAAAUGAGUAGUAUUAUCUAGUUAAAUUCUGUUUCAAUCAAGAAUGAAACUAAUUGCGGUUAUUGUAAUGGUGCAAAAUCUAACAAGCUAUGGGUUACUUCUGGCUUCUAUUGUUACAAAAUGAAGUUGGAUGAAUAUUAACAAUUAAUGGAUAGAGGCUGGAGAAGAUGUGGUGUUUAUUAUUAUAGGCCAGCUCUAGCCCAGAGCUGUUGUCAAGCCUAUGCAUUGAGAGUUGAUACACAAAAUUUUAAACUAAGAGUGACUCAUGAGAAGGUCCUUAAGAAAAUUAAAAGAAUCCAACCUAUCCAGAAUGAUCUAAAUGAUUUUCAUCAAAAGGCUGAACUAAAAUCAGAAAUCAAAGAAGAUUAAUUUACUUAAUCUAUCUUAUCUCAAAUGUAGACUGACAUCGAUACCAAGGAUUUAGUCAUACUUUCAAAGGUUGGAUAACAUUUUACAUUUAAAAGUAUUUAAUACAAAGAAGAAGAACAUAUCAAAUAAUUCAAAUAAAUUAUUAUAAAUAAUUUAUCAAAAAUUACGAUUCAAGAAUUAUCGUAAGUAUUUUUAAUUACCAAUGAAGAUCAUUAAAAUAUCCUUCUUAAUCUGUUUAGAACUAGUUUAUAAGAAUUCUCGAUCUAUGAAAUCACUGUAUUUAGAGGUCAACUUAAUAGAAUUGAAAAUGAAUGGGGAUUUGGAUGUAACUUGAUUCCAUAUUUUUAUUCCAAAUUACACACCAAAUUUAAACCUUUAUAUCCAGAAUUCCAAACCAAGGAGGAAAAUAAACUAUACAUUUCUUUGAUUUCUAAAUAUUUAUCAAACCCGGAGUUUACAUUCAAAGUUUCCUCAUGGGAUAAUCAAAUUUUGAUCAAAACACCUUAAACAAUUAAAGAAAAAAUAUUUAAAUCAAUGGUGUUGUACUAUUUGUAAAAGGCAGAUUUUUAAAAUACUCAAAAUUUCGCUAAGGAAAAGAAGCAUCAUCAAAUUGAAAUUAAAUGGGUCAAAGCUUAAUUUUAGGAAGACAGUUUUGAAGUCUACAAAAGAUAUUAAAAAGCUAUUCAUGAUAAAGAUAGAGUUAGCAGGUAAAGCUAUUUAAAUUUUGUUUGUGUGGAUGCUUUGGAUAGUCAAGAAUUAGGAUGUUGGCAUAUGAAAUAUUAUUUAGAUAAUUAACUUAUAGCAGUUGGAGUAGUGGACUUAUUACCAUAAUCACUAUCUUCAGUGUACUUUUUCUAUGAUCCUGCUUAUAAAAAGUAUUCUUUAGGAGUUUACGGUGUUCUUUAAGAAAUAGAGUACAUUAAGUAACAUCAGAAGGAGAAUCCGUAAUUGAAAUAUUAUUAUAUGGGAUUCUAUAUAAUGGAUAGUAAAAAGAUGGCUUACAAGGCUGAUUAUACUCCUUGUGAAUUGUUGUGUCCAUAAACAUAUAGAUGGAUUGCGUUAACCAAACCAAUAAAAGAGAAGAUUAAAAAGAUCACAGAGUAUGCAUAAGAUGUGAGAUUGGCAGAAGAAAAGGCCGCAUAGAUAGGCUAUAGUAUUAACUUAGACGGUAGUACAAUAAAGGAUAUGGACUUUUCAGAUGUAGACAUUCAGAAUUUCAUUUUAUCACAUAUAAAAAUAUCUUAAGCUGGAAAGCAGUAUUCAAUUUCAUAGCUCAAGAAAAACUAUUAAUAAUACUUUAUGAACUUAUUUGAAAAUCUUCUUGGAAAAAUAGGUAAAUAAUUGAUGACCAAGUUUUUGUUUGCUGUGAAUUGA